This is a messenger RNA of Ochotona curzoniae (black-lipped pika), 4352 nucleotides long. RefSeq names its product integrin subunit alpha 7 (gene ITGA7). The coding region runs from base 136 to 3564 and encodes 1142 amino acids. Gene Ontology annotation, molecular function: integrin binding. Gene Ontology annotation, cellular component: integrin complex; external side of plasma membrane. The transcript has 25 exons. The record is from RefSeq and is a predicted model, not a curated record. Gene Ontology annotation, biological process: cell adhesion mediated by integrin; integrin-mediated signaling pathway; cell-cell adhesion. Lineage: Eukaryota; Metazoa; Chordata; Mammalia; Lagomorpha; Ochotonidae.
GGGAGACGCCCGAGGGACCAGCCAGACUCUGGAGACCAGAGAGGCGCCUGGCCUGCGGAGAGCAGGGGCUCGGGGCACGCGGGGGCACGUGGGAAUUUCUUUGCACUUGCGGGCAGCGCGCCCUUGGCUGGGCUCAUGGCCGGGAUUUGGAGCCGCUAUCCUUGGAGGGUCCCGGGGACUUGCUACUUUGUUGGCUCUUUGCUUCUGGGACUGCUCUUCCAACGGACUGUUGCCUUCAAUCUGGAUGUGAUGGGCGCCCUGCGCAAGGAAGGCGAGCCCGACAGUCUGUUCGGCUUCUCCGUGGCCCUGCACCAACAACUGCAACCCCGACCCCAGAGUUGGCUGCUGGUGGGUGCCCCCCAGGCCCUGGCCCUCCCUGGGCAGCAGGCGAACCGCACCGGAGGCCUCUUUGCCUGCCCUCUGAGCCUGGAGGAAACAGACUGCUACCGAGUGGACAUCGACCGUGGAGCUGAUGUGCGCAAGGAGAGCAAGGAGAACCAGUGGCUGGGAGUCAGCGUUCGGAGCCAGGGGCCUGGGGGCAAGAUUGUCACCUGUGCACAUCGAUAUGAAUCAAGGCAGCGCGUGGACCAGAUCCUGGAGACACGGGACGUGAUUGGUCGCUGCUUUGUGCUAAGCCAGGACCUGGCCAUUCGUGAUGAGUUGGAUGGUGGGGAGUGGAAAUUCUGCGAGGGACGUCCCCAAGGCCACGAACAGUUUGGGUUCUGCCAGCAGGGCACAGCCGCUGCCUUCUCUCCUGACAGCCACUACCUCCUCUUUGGGGCACCGGGAACCUUUAACUGGAAGGGCACGGCCAGGGUGCAGCUCUGUGUGCAGGGCUCGGCGGACCUGGCAUACCUGGACGACGGGCCCUACGAGGCAGGGGGGGAGAAGGAGCAAGACCCCAGCCUCAUCCCGGUCCCUGCCAACAGCUACUUUGGUUUCUCCAUUGACUCAGGGAAGGGGCUGAUGCGUGCUGAGGAGCUGAGCUUUGUGGCAGGAGCCCCCCGUGCCAACCACAAGGGUGCCGUGGUCAUCCUGCGCAAGGACAGUGCUAGUCGCUUGGUGCCUGAAGUCCUGCUGACAGGGGAACGCCUGACUUCUGGCUUUGGCUACUCACUGGCUGUGGCCGAUCUCAACAGUGAUGGCUGGCCAGACCUGAUAGUGGGUGCCCCCUACUUCUAUGAGCGCCAAGAAGAGCUGGGAGGAGCUGUGUACGUGUACCUGAACCAGGGCGGUCACUGGGCUGAUGUCCCCUCACUCCGACUCUGUGGCUCCCCUGACUCCAUGUUCGGGAUCAGCUUGGCUGUCCUUGGAGACCUGAACCAGGAUGGCUUCCCAGAUAUCGCCGUGGGUGCCCCCUUUGAUGGUGCCGGCAAGGUCUUUAUUUACCAUGGGAGCAGCCUGGGGCUUGUGGUUAAUGCUUCGCAGGUGCUGGAGGGCGAGGCUGUGGGCCUCCGGAGGAGCUUCGGCUACUCCCUGUCCGGCGGCCUGGAUGUAGAUGGGAACCACUACCCCGACCUCCUGGUGGGCUCCCUGGUCGACACUGCGGUGCUCUUCCGGGCCAGACCUGUCCUGCAUGUCUCCCAUGAGGUCCUCAUUGCCCCUGAAGCCAUCGACCUGGAACAGCCCAACUGUGCCGGGGGCCAGUCUGUCUGUGUGGAGCUGAGAAUCUGUUUCAGCUACAUGGCCGCCCCCGACAGCUACAGCCCUGCCGUAGCCCUGGAGUACAUGUUAGAUGGUGACACGGACCGGAGGCUCCGUGGCCAGGUUCCUCGGGUGACCUUCCUGAACCGCAGCCCGGAUGACCCCAAGCACCAGGCGUCAGGCACCGUGUGGCUGCGGCAUCAACGGGACCGUGUCUGCAAAGACAACAUGUUGCAGCUGCAGGACAACGUCAAAGACAAACUUCGGGCCAUUGUGGUGACCUUAGCCUACAGUCUCCAGACUCCGCGGCUGCGGCGGCAGGUUCCUGGUCGGGGGCUACCCCCAGUGGCACCCAUCCUUAAUGCCCACCAGCCCAGCACUCAGAGGUCAGAGAUCAACUUCCUGAAGCAAGGCUGUGGUGAAGACAAGAUCUGCCAGAGCAACCUGCAGCUGGUGCAUGCCCGCUUCUGCGUCCGGGUCAGCGACACUGAGUGCCAGCCUCUGCCCAUGGAUGCCGAUGGAACGACAGCCCUGUUUGCCAUGAGCGGGCAGCCGGUCAUUGGCCUGGAGCUCACGGUCACCAACCUGCCCUCGGACCCAGCCCAGCCCCAGGCUGAUGGUGACGAUGCCCAUGAAGCCCAGCUCCUGGUCACCCUCCCUGCGUCUCUGCGCUACUCGGGAGUCCGUGCCCAUGAUCCUGUGGAGAAGCCACUCUGUCUGUCCAAUGAGAAUGCGUCCCAUGUUGAGUGCGAGCUGGGGAAUCCCAUGAAGAGAGGGGCUCAGGUCACUUUCUACCUUAUCCUCAGCACCUCAGCCAUCACGAUUGAGACCACGGAGCUGGAGGUGGAGCUGCUGUUGGCCACGAUCAGCAAGCAGGAGCUACACCCCACGUUUGCUCGAGCUCGUGUCUUCAUUGAGCUGCCGCUGUCCAUUGCAGGGGCGGCCAUUCCCCAGCAACUCUUUUUCUCUGGUGUGGUGAGGGGUGAAAGUGCCAUGCGGUUUGAACAGGAUGUGGGGAGUGAGGUCAAGUAUGAGGUCACGGUCUCCAACCAAGGCCAGUCACUCAACACGCUGGGCUCUGCCUUCCUCAACAUUAUGUGGCCUCAUGAGAUCGCCAAUGGGAAGUGGCUGCUGUACCCCAUGAGAGUGGAGCUCGAGGGCGGGCAGGGGCCUGGGCAGAAAGGGCUUUGUUCUCCCAGGCCCAACAUCCUUGGCCUGAAAGCAGGUGGCAGGGGUAGGAGGCGGCGGGAGUUGGAGCCGCCAGUGCCACAGGAGCCUCAAGAGCAGCUAGAGCCCAGCACAUCCUGGUGGCCAGUGGCUUCCCUAGAGAAGAAGAAAAACAUCACUCUGGACUGUGCCCGGGGCACGGCCAACUGCCUGGUGUUCAGGUGCCCACUCUACAGCUUUGACCGAGCUGCUGUGCUGCAUGUCUGGGGCCGCCUGUGGAACAGCACCUUUCUGGAGGAGUACUCAGCUGUGAAGUCCUUGGAAGUGAUUGUCCGUGCCAACAUCACAGUCAAGUCCUCUAUCAAGAACCUGUUGCUCAGAGAUGCAUCCACAGUGAUCCCAGUGAUGGUCUAUUUGGAUCCUGUGGCCGUGGUGGCAGAAGGAGUUCCCUGGUGGGUCAUUCUGCUGGCUGUGCUGGCCGGGCUUCUGGUGCUGGCGCUGCUGGUUCUGCUCCUGUGGAAGAUGGGAUUCUUCAAGCGCGCAAAGCACCCCGAAGCUGCCGUGCCCCAGUACCACGCGGUGAAGAUCCCUCGGGAAGACCGGCAGCAGUUCAAGGAGGAGAAAACAGGCACCAUCCUGCGGAACAACUGGGGCAGCCCCCGGCGGGAGGGCCCUGACGCCCACCCUAUCUUGGCCGCUGACGGGCAUGCUGAGCUGGGCCCCAAUGCUCCUUCGGCACCAGCCACUGCCUAGUGUCCCCUGGCCUGGCCUGGCCUCUGGGUGUCCCUCUACUCCUCCCCCAUCCCCACUACCACUCCCGCUGCCCAGAAGUGGCUCCUUGAGGGCAAAGAGCUCAUGGGGUUGCUGGUGCCACACCAAGAGCUGGCAAGGGGAAUGAACCCUCCCCCCCAACAUUUUCCCUUUAGUGUGCUGUGAGAUGAGAGCAGAGGGGGUCCAUCAGGGAUUGGACUCUGGGCAGGGUAACCAGGGCUGGCAUGUCCCCAUGCAAAGGUGGGAGAAGGGAGCCCACUGUGAAUACCCCAGGUCCUGGCUCCCCAGAAGUGCCUUAGCCUGGAGGGUGGGGAGGGCCUUGUGUGACUAACUCAGGAGCUCUUCCCUUCUGCUCUCCCUCCCUCAUUCCUUUCCCCCUCUCUUAUUCCCUCCAUUGAUUGUAGUUUGUGCAUUAGUCUAGUGGGUUUUGUCUAUUUAUUAAAAAAAAUAUUUGAAGACAAAAUUUCUGGCUUCUUUACUGGAGUUUGGGUACCCUCAUCCCAGGGUCUUGGAUUCUGGCCCCUCUGCAGUGGGUAGGGGGUGGGGGCAAAGGUGAAGGUGGUAGGGAGAGGGAGGAGGGUCAGAUGACCUAGCAGGAGUAUAGGGACCAUGGCUGAGGGGUCUGGGAGGCUAAUGGUCACAUCCUCUGAGGCAGGGCGUUGGGGACAAGGGACAGGGGCAGGGAGCUGUUGGAUGGGGGUGUGGCUCUGAGAGAGUGGGAGAUCAGUGAUGGACACGACAGGGGGAAGCCGAUCUGCUCGCCAUGGGGG